GCGUAUAGAAAUGGAUUGCCAGAAAAUCGACGCGCAAAAGCAGUUAUUUCGCAGGAAACGUAUGAUCAGGCACUUCGGGCGCUUGAAGAUAGCGGAUACAGAAACCCAGACCCUAAGUUUAAGUCCUGG
Paraglomus occultum is the source of this 129-nucleotide messenger RNA. NCBI's taxonomy places the organism in Eukaryota, Fungi, Glomeromycota, Glomeromycetes, Paraglomerales, Paraglomeraceae. The record is from the annotation of a GenBank genome assembly.